AUGGAGCCUUCGAUGGAAGUAGAGGCUGCUGGCUUGCGUGUGCGCCUCUCUCGUUUAGAGUUCGAGAACAUGCGAUUCAAGCGUGGGGAAUGGACCGAGAACAUGCUCAACUUUGCUAUGGUGAAGAUUGCAAAGGAGAGGCUGACCGCGGACCAGCUGUCGAAAGUCGAAAUCAUCCCCAUGAGUGCAGUCAACGCGGCCCGGGCGAAACAACCGUACGAACCCAUGGGUCCUGGCAGACUCGAUGGUGUGCUUGGCAAGCAACUCGUAGUCUUUCCGCUGUGGUCAAGGGUUCUUGGAAAACCACCCUACCGGCGAGAGGAUAUAUUCAAGGACAUAGUGACCAGCUGCAAAAAGUAUUUCGACAAGCUGGCGGCAGGUGAUGAGGAGGAUGCGAGAGAGGUGGACCUGGAACCCGUUGGGGACGCUGCUGAGGACACGGGUGCCCCGCCCGUUAUUGACGCCGAAAUAGUCGCGUUGGGGGCAAUGGUUGCUGACGGCGCACGAAUGGGUCUGGCCAACGAGCGUCAGAGCGUAACGGAUGGGGAGGGUCAGAUGAUGGACAGAGAGGAACCACCUUUUCAGAGGAGUGCGCGCGAGAUCUUGCGUGGAAUGAGGGAGGCGCAGCAGAGGGCACCAGAGGAUAAGACCGAGCGUUGCGGGUCGGAGACCCAACAACAGAGGGGGGAGGGGGAGAGGAUGGAGGAGUUAGCAAUUGGUUUAGAGGCAGUGCACCUCUCGGUCGAGAAUGAUGAACAGGAGGAGCAGGGGCAGGGUAUGGACAUGAGGCAGGGCAGUCCGAAUGUCGUAGGCGAAUCGGAGGAUGAGGUCCUGAGAGCGGAACGCGAUAAUAGGGUGGUGUAUCAAAGGCGGGAGACAAGAACAAAGAAGAAGUAUGAUCAGGAGCGGGAAGCACGCGAGGAGGAAGAGGCGAAGCGGAGGGUGGAACAGAAGCGUGUGAGGCUCGAGGACCAGGAGCGAGAGGCAGGCAGAGCGCGAACAAGAGGAGAAGCGGCAGAGGGAGGAGGAAGAGCGCAAAAGGAGGAAAGGCAGGCUGAGCGUGAACAGGAGGAGAGGCGGCAGAGGGAGGAGGAAGAGCGGAAGAGGGAGGAGGAGAAAAAGGCUGAGCGCGAAAAGGAGUCGAAGCGGCAGAAGGAUGAGGUGGAGCGGAAGAGGGAGGAGGCGAGGAAGGCGGAACGCGAAAAGGAGGAGAAGCGGCAGAAGGAGGAGGAGGUGAAGAGGGAGGAGGCGCGGAAGGCCGAACGCGAAAAGGAACAUAACCGGCAGAAGGAGGAGGAGGAGGAGAGGAAGAGGGAGGAGGCGAGGAAGGCGGAACGCGAAAAGGAGGAGAAGCGGCAGAAGGAGGAGGAGGAGCGGAAGAGGGAGGAGGCUAGGAGGGCAGAACGCGAAAAGGAGCAGAAGCGGCAGGAGGAGGAGGAACGGAAGAGGGAGGAGGCAAGAAAGGCAGAACGCGAAAAGGAAGAUAAGCGGCAGAAGGAGGAGGAGCGGAAGAGGGAGGAGGCGAGACAGGUAGAACGCGAAAAGGAGGAGCAGCGGCAUAAGGAUGAGGAGGAGCGGAAGAGGGAGGAGGCGAGGAAGGCGGAACGCGAAAAGGAGGAGAAGCGGCAGAAGGAGGAGGAGGAGCGGAAGAGGGAGGAGGCGAGGAAGGCGGAACGCGAAAAGGAGCAGAAGAGGCAGGAGGAGGAGGAGGAGCAGAAGAGGGAGGAGGCUAGGAAGGCAGAACGCGAAAAGGAGCAGAAGCGGCAGGAGGAUGAGGAGGAGCGGAAGAGGGAGGAGGCGAGGAAGGCGGAACGCGAAAAGGAGGAGAAGCGGCAGAAGGAGGAGGAGGAGCGGAAGAGGGAGGAGGCGAGGAAGGCGGAACGCGAAAAGGAGCAGAAGAGGCAGGAGGAGAAGGAGGAGCAGAAGAGGGAGGAGGCUAGGAAGGCGGAACGCGAAAAGGAGGAGAAGCGGCAGAAGGAGGAGGAGGAGCGGAAGAGGGAGGAGGCGAGGAAGGCGGAACGCGAAAAGGAGGAGAAGCGGCAGAAGGAGGAGGAGGAGCGGAAGAGGGAGGAGGCGAGGAAGGCGGAACGCGAAAAGGAGCAGAAGAGGCAGGAGGAGGAGGAGCGGAAGAGGGAGGAGGCGAGGAAGGCGGAACGCGAAAAGGAGGAGAAGCGGCAGAAGGAGGAGGAGGAGCGGAAGAGGGAGGAGGCGAGGAAGGCGGAACGCGAAAAGGAGGAGAAGCGGCAGAAGGAGGAUGAGGAAGAGCGGAAGAGAGAGGAGGCGAGGAAGGCGGAACGCGAAAAGGAGCAGAAGAGGCAGGAGGAGGAGCAGAAGAGGGAGGAGGCUAGGAAGGCGGAACGCGAAAAAGAGGAGAAGCGGCAGAAGGAUAAGGAGCGGAAGAGGGAGGAGGCGAGGAAGGCGGAACGCGAAAAGGAGGAGAAGCGGCAGAAGGAGGAGGAGGAGCGGAAGAGGGAGGAGGCGAGGAAGGCGGAACGCGAAAAGGAGCAGAAGAGGGAGGAGGAGGAGGAUCAGAAGAAGGAGGAGGCUAGGAAGGCGGAACGCGAAAAAGAGGAGAAGCGGCAGAAGGAUGAGGAGGAGCGGAAGACGGAGGAGGCGAGGAAGGCUGAACGCGAAAAGGAGCAGAAGCGGCAGGAGGAUGAGGAGGAGCGGAAGAGGGAGGAGGCGAGGAAGGCGGAACGCGAAAAGGAGCAGAAGAGGCAGGAGGAGGAGGAGCGGAAGAGGGAGGAGGCGAGGAAGGCGGAACGCGAAAAGGAGGAGAAGCGGCAGAAGGAGGAGGAGGAGCGGAAGAGGGAGGAGGCAAGGAAUGCGGAACGCGAAAAGGAGGAGAAGCGGAAGAGGGAUGAGGAGGAGCGGAAGAGGGAGGAGGCGAGGAAGGCGGAACGCGAAAAGGCGGGGAAGAUUGUGGAGGCCAACGAGCGAGAAACGCGCGAGGAGGCGAGGGUGGAGGAGCGAGAGCGACAGAGGCAGGUCGGUGAGACCGGGGAACGAGAAUCGCGUGAAAGGGAGGAAGCGCGGCAGAGGCAGGAUCGGGAACGAAAGAGAACUGAAAGCGAACGCAGAAGAAAAGAGCUUCAGAGGCUCGAGCGCGAAAGGUUUGUGGCGAGGCAGACGGAGCAAGCGGGUGUGCAUCAGGGUGUGGAGCGGGAUGGAGCUCGGCAAGUGGUGGUUGGCGACCAGCCAACCCUGGGGCAUCACGGAACAACUGUUGGUCGGGCAGCGGAUGUUGGUUUACCGGGAUUGAGAACAGGCGGACCGAGGCCGAUGAUGCAGCGGGAAGGUGGCCGGCGUGAUGAUCAAACAGCCCGGAACAGGGUCGGCGCGGGAGACCAUAGGAGGUUCGAUCAGUCAAGGCAAGCUGGUAGGCGAGAGGGUGAAGCGAUUGGAACGCGGCAGGGUGAGCGAAUGGCGGAGGAUCAGGUCUGGCGUGGGGUGGGAUGGGGAAUGGAAGGAGUGCGACACAGGGAGUUUCAGCAGAGAGAGGCGGGAGGACGUGCGGACGAGGAACUAGAGAGUGUGGCUAGUGCGCUCCCCAUGCAGAGGCGGCAUCCACGAGCGGCAGAGAAUUCUGCUGCGGUGCAGGGAGAGGAACUAGAGGAUGGUGAAUGGGUGGCUGUGGAGGCGCUACUGGCGGGACUGGAGCAAGCAGGGCCGCAGGUUUUCGAGGAGACGGAGCGAGGAUUUGAGGAGGCUGGCGACCGCAUCGCAGCUGGCGGCAGGAUGCAUACCACAGCAGAGUUGAUGCGGCGUCUGACCUUGGUGGCAAGGUCCGUGGCGAGGGCUUCGUCGGAGCAAUGUGUUCGUUUCAUCGACUGCAUGGCAGAGAUUCGAGAAUUUGCACGAGCGGCAGCAGCUGAUGCGGGUCGCGCAGCUGCAGCAGCGGCUGUGGAAGCAUUGGAGGAAAGGUUACAUGGGUUUUUCGAGAACUUACGGGAGAAGCUGAAGAGUGUGGUGGAGCAGGUGAUAGAGCAAUCGUCGCUAGAGGCCUCGUUCACAUCCACCUCCAUGGAACACCUGCAAGCGGCUAUUGACAAUAGUGUACUCGCAGUGUGGGAGGAUCUCAGGGCUGCGGACGACCAAAACAAUCUGACUUUCAACAAGAUUCAGAAGGCUCUGGCAGGACUGUCAACAAAGCUCAAAGGGCUGACUGGACCCAGCAAGGGUGAGGAGGGUGACGCUGGUGAGGCGGGUGAGACGGGCGCUGGUGUGGCAGAUAUUGACUUGUCUGAACCAGUGAGGAGAAACUGGAGAGAGACGUACGCAGCAAAGAACGUGCAGAAAGAGAGGGAGAAGGAGAGCGAAGAGAGGAGGACGGCUGAAGCGCGGAAGCGGCAAGCACUUCAGACGGCGCAAGUGACGGCUGCAAAGAAGAGGCGGGCUGAGAAGGGGUUGGGAAAUACGAGGGUGGAGGACCGUCCUGGGACUGUCAGCAGGGGGAGAGUGACGGAAAACCAACCGGCGGGUACAGCUGCAGAGGCAAGGAAGGCAGAACGCGAAAAGGAGCAGAAGCGGCAGGAGGAGGAGCGGAAGAGGGAGGAGGCAAGGAAGGUAGAACACGAAAAGGAGCAGAAGAGGCGAAAGGAUGAGGAGGAGCGGAAGAGGGAGGAGGCAAGGAAAGCGGAACGCGAAAAGGAGUUGAAGCGGCAGAAGGAUGAGGAGGCGCGGAAGAGGGAGGAGGCGAGGAAGGCGGAACGCGAAAAGGAGGAGAAGCGGCAGGAGGUGGAGGAGCGGAAAAGGGAGGAGGCGAGGAAAGCGGAACGCGAAAAGGAGUUGAAGCGGCAGAAGGAUGAGGAGGCGCGGAAGAGGGAGGAGGCGCGGAAGGCAGAACUCGAAAAGGAGCAGAAGCGGCAGGAGGAGGAGGAGCGAAAGAGGGAGGAGGCGAGGAAGGCAGAACGCGAAAAGGAGGAGAAGCGGCAGAAGGAGGAGGAGCGGAAGAGGGAGGAGGCGAGGAAGGCGGAACGCGAAAAGGAGGAGAAGCGGCAGAAGGAGGAGGAGGAGCGGAAGAGGGAGGAGGCGAGGAAGGCGGAACGCGAAAAGGAGGAGAAGCGGCAGAAGGAGGAGGAGGAGCGGAAGAGGGAGGAGGCGAGGAAGGCGGAACGCGAAAAGGAGUUGAAGCGGCAGAAGGAUGAGGAGGCGCGGAAGAGGGAGGAGGCGCGGAAGGCAGAACUCGAAAAGGAGCAGAAGCGGCAGGAGGAGGAGGAGCGGAAGAGGGAGGAGGCGAGGAAGGCGGAACGCGAAAAGGAGGAGAAGCGGCAGAAGGAGGAGGAGGAGCGGAAGAGGGAGGAGGCGAGGAAGGCGGAACGCGAAAAGGAGGAGAAGCGGCAGAAGGAGGAGGAGGAGGAGCGGAAGAGGGAGGAGGCGAGGAAGGCGGAACGCGAAAAGGAGGAGAAGCGGCAGAAGGAGGAGCGAAAGAGGGAGGAGGCGAGGAAGGCGGAACGCGAAAAGGAGGAGAAGCGGCAGAAGGAGGAAGAAGAGCGGAAGCGGGAGGAGUCGAGGAAGGCGGAACGCGAAAAGGAGGAGAAGCGGCAGAAGGAGGAGGAGGAGCGGAAGAGGGAGGAGGCGAGGAAGGCGGAACGCGAAAAGGAGGAGAAGCGGCAGAAGGAGGAGGAGGAGCGGAAGAGGGAGGAGACGAGAAAGGCGGAACGCGAAAAGGAGGAGAAGCGGCAGAAGGAGGAGGAGGAGCGGAAGAGGGAGGAGGCGAGGAAGGCGGAACGCGAAAAGGAGGAGAAGCGGCAGAAGGAGGAGGAGGAGCGGAAGAGGGAGGAGGAGGAGCGAAAGAUGGAGGAGGCGAGGAAGGCGGAACGCGAAAAGGAGGAGAAGCGGCAGAAGGAGGAGGAGGAGCGGAAGAGGGAGGAGGCGAGGAAGGCGGAACGCGAAAAGGAGGAGAAGCGGCAGAAGGAGGAGGAGGAGCGGAAGAGGGAGGAGGCGAGGAAGGCGGAACGCGAAAAGGAGGAGAAGCGGCAGAAGGAGGAGGAGGCGAAGGCGAUGGAAAGGAGGCGGUCACAGAGGGAGGCGGAGUUAGAAGCUAAGCGCCAGCAGAUUGCUAAGAUUGCGGAAACAAAGCGGUUGGAGGCAGCAAAGCGAAAAAGAGACCUCGAAAUAGAGCGUCGGAAAGCCCUGGAGGAGAUCGAGCGUAUUGCACGGUUAGAGGAAGCCGCAAAGGAGGAAGAGGAGAGGCAACAAAUGGAGUUAGAGGCGGAAACAGAGAAAUUGGAAAACGAGAGGCGACGGAUUGCGGGGGAGGAUGAGGAAGGGGCAGCGGGGCAACGGCAGGGAGGAGAGGCGGAAGAAGGGUGGGCCGGGAUUCUUCAAGUGAUUUCAUUGGUUCCCGAUGAACCACUGCAAGUAGUUGACCUCAUGGGGGAGGUGGAGGGUUCGGAACAUGUGACAGGCUCUAACGUUCAACCAACGUUGGGGGAGGCGACGGGAGAGGUGGCACCGCGAAGAGCGGAUGUGCUACCAGACGAGCUAGGGAAGCGGUGGGGGGAAACAAAGCAUUUCAGAUCGAGUGGUCUUACCACACGCGAGAAGAAGAACAAAAAGGGGGAAGUGGUGUACGUGCGCUACAACUCGGAGCAAACCGUCGGAGGUGUGAAGAGGAACAUGGGGAGCUACAAGGAGCGGAAACUACGCGAUUUCACAGUGGAGGUCUGUUGGAUGGCCUACUUCCCCGACACCGACAUGGCCCAUUACGGCUUGGAUCCUGCCGAGCUUGGCUUGUGGGCGGUCCACCUCGAUUUCGCUCGUGAACUCCCGACGGGUGUCUGGAGUGUCAUGAACGAAUUGAACCUCGACAAGUUCGAGAACUUCGAAAACGUCAUGAACAAGACAAAUGCACGGGUGAAGGACGGCGCACAUUUCCAGGUGGCCGUUUGCACAGGGAUUGGACAGGCCCUGGUACACGGAGGGAGUGGGCUGGUGUCGCCCCCCGCGAAUGUCACUCCCGCGGUCUAUGCAGCGGGAGUAGCUGCAACCCUCUACACCUUGUGGUGUGCCUCGAUCGGCAUUCCCCACCAGGACUGGGCGGAGGGUGCGGAUGAGGCGGCUCGUGGCACGCUCAACGAGGCAAGCCUUGCUAGUCGAGCAACCUCUACUGCUCGCCUCGGAGUGUGGACCUUGAAGGCCGUGAAGAACCUAACGCACGAGAAGGCGGAUUGGGAAGUGGUGCUCACCAAGGCCAUUCUCGGCCUUGUGGAUCCCGAGCCCGGGGAGGCAGAGGCUAUUGAAAUGGCCAAGGUGGUUUCGAGGGUGCUGGUGUACUGGUGCGAGUGCUGUCACGCAAACCAGAGUCUUUACGCGUAUCAGGGUGGGAUGCUCCAUUUUCCCCAGCCCACAAAAGGGGGACGGCGGAAGGGGAAUGCGGGAGGCAACGAGUGA
Molecule: messenger RNA, 7395 nt
Organism: Closterium sp. Yama58-4
Lineage: Eukaryota; Viridiplantae; Streptophyta; Zygnematophyceae; Desmidiales; Closteriaceae
Source: the annotation of a GenBank genome assembly